CACCCCGUCUGUCUUUCCUGUCCUAUGUCCCAUCGUGUUGGUUGAGACACGUGUAUGCGUUAGCCAGUUCCUUACCUGUAUACUAUCGUCCAAUCCACCGUGUUUCCCCGAAACACACAACAGCACCAUGGUGAAGUUAGCAAAGGCAGCAAACAAGCAAGCGGCCCAAAAGAAAAAGGCCCCCCCACCACCUAAAGAAGUGGAGGAGGAAUCCAGCGAAGAGGGCAGCAGUGAGGAGGAAGAGGCCCCUCCUCCUAAAGCGGUGAAGAAAGCCACACCAGCUAAAGCAGCUGCUAAAAAUGGCACUGUUGUCAAAAAAGCAGAAAGUGAAGAUGAUGACUCUGAGGAGGAGGAGGAGUCUGAAGAGGAGGCCCCACCACCAAAGAAGACUCCUGCAAAAGCAACACCAGCCAAGGCACCUCCUGCAAAGGCAGAGGAAUCAGAUGACGAUGAUGAUGAUGAUGAAUCGGAAGAAGAGGCCCCACCACCCAAAAAAGGAGCCAAGGCUGCUGCUAAACCCCCAGUGAAGGCUAAACCUGCAAAGGAGUCCUCUGAGGAGGAAGAUGAUGAAUCUGAAGAGGAGGCCCCACCCCCCAAGAAAGCUACUCCAGCCAAACCAGCUGCAAAGAAAGCUGCUAAGGCAAAGCCCGCGAAGGAGGCUUCUGAUGAUGACGAAGAAGAUGAAGAUGAUUCUGAAGAGGAGAUGGACACCACUCCCGCUCCAGCAGCCACUAAGGCAAAAAAAGCCGGCAUGGUCAAGGCCAAGGAGGAGUCGGAGGAGGAUGAUGAUGAUGAAGAAGAUGAUGAUGAUGAGGAGGAUGAUGAUGAGGAAGAAGAGGAUGCCCCCGUGACACCUGGAAAGAGGAAGGCAGAUGGCAAAAAGGAUACACCACCUGCCAAAAAGGCAAAGGCAGAAGGUGAAGGCUUCUGUCUAUUUGUUGGAAAUUUGAACUUCAACAAAGAUUUUGAUGAAAUCAAAUCAGCCCUGAGGAAAUUCUUCACCAAGAACGACCUUGAGGUUGCCGAUGUCCGGUUAGGAGGAACCAAAAAAUUUGGCUAUGUGGACUUUUCAACUGAGGAGGACAUGCAGAAGGCACUGGAGCUCAAUGGCAAAAAGGUCAUGGGCCAGGAGUUGAAGUUGGAUAAGGCCCGCAGCAAAGAGACCUCACAGGAGGGCAAGAAAGAGAGGGACGCCAGGACACUCUUUGUGAAAAACCUUCCCUUCUCUGCCACGGUUGAUGACCUAAAGGAAGUCUUUGAAGAUGCAGUUGAUGUCCGGUUGCCGCAAGGCCAGAACGGCUCAAACAGAGGCAUUGCUUACAUUGAAUUCAAAUCGGAGGCAGAAGCCGAUAAGAUGCUGGAGGAGGCACAGGGAGCAGAUGUACAAGGGCGGUCCAUCAUGGUUGAUUAUGUUGGUGAUAAGAGUCAGAAGGGUGCCAAGGUGGGAGGAGCAAUGGGAGCAGCCAGUAAAACGCUGGUCGUGAAUAAUCUGGCCUUCAGUGCCACAGAGGAAGCCCUGCAAUCCACAUUUGAGAAGGCUGUGUCCAUAAGGGUUCCACAGAGGGAUGGCAGACCCAAAGGUUUUGCAUUUGUAGAGUUUGAGACCACAGAUGAUGCUAAGGACGCUUUGGAAAACCUCAACAACACAGAAAUUGAGGGCCGCACAAUCCGACUGGAGUUCAGCCAGAACAGUGGAAACAGAGAUGGAGGAAGAGGAAACUCUGGUCCAACAAAAACCCUGUUUGUGAAGGGUCUGUCUGAGGACACAUCAGACCAGACUCUUAAAGACUCAUUUGAGGGUGCUGUGGGAGCCAGGAUAGUCACAGACAGGGACACCGGCUCAUCUAAAGGCUUUGGCUUUGUGGACUUUGACAACGAGGAUGACUGCAAAGCAGCCAAGGAGGCAAUGGAGGAUGGUGAGAUCGAUGGUAGCAAAGUGACCCUGGACUACGCCAAGCCCAAGGGUGAAGGCGGUUUCCGUGGAGGCAGAGGCGGUGGUGGAUUUGGCGGCCGCGGAGGGGGCAGAGGAGGCCGUGGUGGAUUUGGAGGAUUUGGUGGUGGUCGCGGAGGAGGAGGAAGAGGUCGUGGUGGAUUUGGCGGCCGCGGUGGUGGUGGCCGAGGAGGUGGACGUGGCUUUGGAGGCGGAAGAGGUGGCGGCGGAUUUGGAGCCAAACCCCAGGGGAAGAAAAUCAAGUUUGAUGACUAAAUCAUUAUUCUGUUCUACAUUUUCAAUGGACUCUGGUUUCACCAAUUCAGAGCUUUUGGACAUUCCGGAAAGCGUCGUUGAUAAAUAUUUAACUGUUAAUGGGCAUUUUAGCCCUUUAUUUAGAUCUUUCAACCUUCCCCCACGCUUGUGUGCCAGAAUGGUACUUUUGACCUUUUCAACUUAAGUACUACGUGUGAGUACAGACUGUCUCAAAUGCAAACCUGCACCUCUUGCCCUUGGUAGCUUACUUUUUCUUAAGGAGUAAAACGGAACGGGGCCUGGCAACAAGUUUGCAGUGGGAAAAAAAAUGUGCGUCUUUGUCAGAUACAUUGUGUAAAUUUAAACAGUUUGUAUGAUUUAAUUUUACCUUUUGUAAAAAAACAAUACACCUGUAUCCUUUGUUUUUUUUGUUUUUAUUAUCAUUUAGUUCUGUUGAGUUGCCAAGUUUUACUGUAAUGUGCAAAGAAUAUUUUGAUAGUUGGAUGAUAAGAAUAUGGCUUAUGUUCAUAUCACGGACUGUGUCAAAGGACGAAUGGCUACAUCUAUGUAACAUAAAAUAGUGACAUAAGAUAUUUGUAGUGCAUUGACUAAUUUUUUCCCAUCUGAGAAUGAAAGCUUUUCAUGUGAUUGAAUAAAACUGUGUAGGUGGUGAUUUUUA
Solea senegalensis (Senegalese sole) is the source of this 2864-nucleotide messenger RNA. RefSeq names its product nucleolin (gene nucleolin). Bases 128 to 2206 code for a protein of 692 amino acids. Gene Ontology annotation, cellular component: ribonucleoprotein complex; nucleus; cytoplasm. The transcript is spliced from 16 exons. The record is from RefSeq and is a predicted model, not a curated record. Gene Ontology annotation, molecular function: mRNA binding. NCBI's taxonomy places the organism in Eukaryota, Metazoa, Chordata, Actinopteri, Pleuronectiformes, Soleidae.